GUUUUUAUUAAUAAUGAAGACGUAUAAAUUCAUACUCCUACUGACCUUAAUUCUAAGCGUCCAAGCACAAAGAGCAACGGAAUCACUGUGGGAUAUACAACAAAGAUGUGAACAAUACGGAUAUCCGUAUGAAGAGCAUCAAGUCACUACCGAAGAUGGAUACAUUUUGACACUAAUGAGAAUUCCUCAUGGCCGAGAGGAUGAUAAUAUGGAAAACAGAGAGCCUGUUUAUAUGACCCACCCCAUUUCAUCCUCUGCAGAAUCAUUCACUUACUUGGGUCCUGAGAACUCUCCUGUCUUUUACAUCGUCAAUAAUGGAUAUGACGUAUGGCUUAAUAAUUUCAGAGGAAAUAUUUAUAGUAGAAAUCACGAGGAACUAGAUUUUGAUACUGAAAGAAAAGAGUUUUACGAUCUUGACCUUAUCGAUUUAUCUCAAGAUCAUCCAGCAAAUAUACAAUAUAUAAUCGAUACGACUGGAUAUCCACAAAUCCAUACUUUUUGCUUUUCUCUAUCAGGUGUUGCACUUGCUAUCAACAUGGCUAUCCGUCCUGAAUUUUAUGAAUCAAGGUUAUCUGAGGCUGUACUGAUUGCUUCUCCUAUUAAUAUGGCCAACACGAAUUCUCCAACGUACGCUAUUUUGGGAAAUAAUCCUUGGAUUUUCGCAAUACUUAGAAAUUUAGGAAUUUAUGAAAUUUUUGAUAGAACUCCUUUUCAUAAUUUACUCAUGAGUAUUUUCUGAGCUCCAUUCGCAUUUUUCUGCAUUACUAGCAACGAAUUCACCGAAGGAAACUCUAUCUAUGAAGUUGAUAAUCCUCGUGCUUAUGCCUUAUUCAUGGCCAGAGGAGGAAUGGGGAUGCCGAGACGUGCCCUUGAACAUCUUGUUCAAAGUGUUAGAACGCAACAAGUUACAUACUUUGACUUCGGAGUUCAAGAAAAUAUGGAACGUUAUGGUACAGAAUUACCUCCAAGAAUCCCAUUUGAAAACACCAGAUGCCCAAUUGCGAUGUUAUAUGGAGAAAGAGACUUAGUGGGAGAUCUUGUGGAUGCUCAUUGGUAUGCUGAUCAAAUUGAAGAGAAUAUAAUUUUCUUCGAUACUUAUCCCUAUGCUCACUAUUCUUUCCUCCUUGCACGAGACCCGUCAGUUUACCUUGAUGAUAUCUUGGACAUCUAUGGUAAUCGUCCGAUUAGCAAAAGUGAGGAAUCAGGUUAA
Messenger RNA from Moneuplotes crassus, 1210 nucleotides. NCBI's taxonomy places the organism in Eukaryota, Ciliophora, Spirotrichea, Euplotida, Euplotidae. The record is from the annotation of a GenBank genome assembly.